AUGGACUUUGUCCUGAAUAAGAUAGAUAAACACUUGGACAAUCAUAGAAGCUUUGAUCAGCGAAUGAAGGACCUUAAAAGGAAAUUAAAGGAAUUGAAUGGUCUUAAGGAAGAUACAGAAUCUAUUAUUAGAACAGAGCUGCAGCCAAGAAAGAAACUCAAGGCUGAAGUCCAGAUAUGGUUGGAAAAUGUUGAAAGAAUCAAUGGUGACGUACAAGACCUUGAUGGAAGAAUUGGUGAAAGCAGUGCUCUUACACGUGGAUUUCACGGAGAAGAUGUGUUAAAGAGUAUAAAGGAAGCUUCUGAACUUAUUACUCAACACGGUAAAUUUCAUGGAGGUUUGGUGGUUGACAAUCCUCAAUGGAUCGGACAAGUUUUGUCGACAACAAAUUUAUCAGGUGAAGCUGUAAAGGUAUGCGUUGAAGAUAUCUGGCAUUGCUUGAUGGAUGACGAAGUUCAAAAGAUUGGAGUUUGGGGGAUGGGUGGCGUUGGGAAAACAAGCAUCAUGAAGGUUAUAAACAACCAACUCUUAAAAGAGACCGAAAAAUUCGAUACUGUGAUUUGGAUUACUGUAUCCAAGGAGAUGAGUAUUUCUAAACUGCAGAAAGACAUUGCUAGUAAAUUGGAGUAG
Hibiscus syriacus is the source of this 630-nucleotide messenger RNA. Its product is annotated as disease resistance protein RFL1-like. Gene Ontology annotation, molecular function: ADP binding. The record is from RefSeq and is a predicted model, not a curated record. NCBI's taxonomy places the organism in Eukaryota, Viridiplantae, Streptophyta, Magnoliopsida, Malvales, Malvaceae. The transcript has a single exon. The coding region runs from base 1 to 630 and encodes 209 amino acids.